AGUGUCUUCCGCAAAGCCUUCCUCUUGGGGUUCCCGGCUUCCGCGCCGUAGGCUUCCGGUACAAGUCGGGGAAAAUGGCAGUGGCUACGGUGUUCCCGGCUCUGACGCGGAAGCUUGCUCUGUCGAGGCGCCACCUAAUGUCUCCUUUGCUCAGCAUGACGUCACUCAGCCGGUUCUACAGAGGUGACAGCCCGACAGAUUCCCAGAAAGAUAUGAUUGAAAUCCCUUUGCCUCCGUGGCAGGAACGAACUGAUGAAUCCAUAGAAACCAAAAGAGCCCGCCUGCUGUACGAGAGCAGGAAGCGGGGAAUGCUGGAGAGCUGUAUUCUGCUCAGCCUCUUUGCUAAAGAAUAUCUGCACCACAUGACAGAGAAACAGCUGAACCUCUAUGAUCGGCUGAUCAAUGAGCCCAGUAACGACUGGGAUAUUUACUACUGGGCUACAGAAGCAAAACCAGCCCCAGAAAUAUUUGAAAAUGAAGUCAUGGCACUGCUGAGAGACUUUGCCAAAAAUAAAAACAAGGAGCAGAGGCUGCGUGCCCCAGACCUCGAGUACCUCUUUGAAAAGCCGCGUUGAGCUGGGCCCCCGCCUGCCACCCGGGCCCAGCCCGAGGCCCUCAGCGCUUCUCCUGGACACGGGCUUUGCCUGCCUGCUUCUCCUUAGACCUGCAGCCACCCUGGCCCUGCCGCCCCGUCACGUAGGCCUGCUUCGUGCUCAGGAUGGGCGGACGCCCGGCGUCUUGUUGUGACACCUUUGCACUCCGUUCUGGCCUCCAGAGGGGCUUAGACCUGCGAGGGCGUCCUCUGGCCACCCAGUGUGUGUGAGACUGCCUUUAGUUCUUAUUUAUUUAACUUUUGAAAUUGCUUUUAAAAUUAAGAUUCCCCUCAACCGGCAAUGCUGAAUUUACUUUCACUGGUUUUUCUGAAAUCUGGUGUUUUAAAAAGGAGCAUAUUUUGUGUUAUUUCAUAAAUGUGUCCAUUUUGCCUAUAGAAAACAUAGCGAUUAAAGAAAAACUGUGAUGGUAA
Molecule: messenger RNA, 1024 nt
Organism: Artibeus jamaicensis (Jamaican fruit-eating bat)
Lineage: Eukaryota; Metazoa; Chordata; Mammalia; Chiroptera; Phyllostomidae
Gene: SDHAF2
Product: succinate dehydrogenase complex assembly factor 2
Exons: 4
Coding region: 75-575 (166 amino acids)
Biological process (GO): mitochondrial respiratory chain complex II assembly; tricarboxylic acid cycle; protein-FAD linkage
Cellular component (GO): mitochondrion
Source: RefSeq, a predicted model, not a curated record